AUGGCGUGGAAGCGGCUGGGCGCCUGGCUCCUGCUGCCCGUCCAGCUCCUCUGCCUGGCGGCCAAGGCGGCGGCGGGCGCGCUGCUGCCCUCCAAGCUGCGGGACCUGUCCGGGGAGAGCGUGCUGAUCACGGGCGGAGGCCGAGGCAUCGGGCGGCACCUGGCCCGCCAGUUUGCCCAGCGCGGGGCCCGCAAGGUUAUCCUGUGGGGUCGAACUGAGAAGUGCCUGAAGGAGACCACGGAGGAGAUCCGGGCGAUGGGAACAGAGUGCCAUUACUUCAUCUGUGACGUGGGGAAUCGGGAAGAAGUCUACCGGCAGGCCAAAGCCGUCCGGGAGAAGGUGGGAGAUAUCACCAUCCUAGUCAACAAUGCAGCGGUUGUUCACGGCAAGAGCCUGAUGGAGAGCGACGACGACGCCCUCCUAAAAUCACAGCACAUCAACACCCUGGGACAGUUUUGGACCACAAAGGCCUUCCUGCCGCGGAUGCUGGAGCUACAGAAGGGGCACAUUGUGUGCCUGAACUCCGUCCUGGCGUUGUCGGCCAUCCCGGGAGCCAUUGAUUAUUGCACUUCCAAAGCCUCUUCCUUCGCCUUUAUGGAGAGCUUGACCCUUGGGCUGCUGGACUGCCCGGGGGUGAACGCCACCACGGUCUUGCCCUUCCACACGAGCACCGAGAUGUUUCAGGGCAUGAGAAUCAGGUUCCCCAACCUUUUCCCCCCGCUAAAGCCGGAGACGGUGGCCCGAAGGACGGUGGAAGCCGUUCAGCAGAACCAAGCCUUCCUACUCCUCCCAUGGACAAUGCAUAUCCUAAUCAUCUUGAAAAGCCUGCUCCCGCAAGCGGCGCUGGAAGAGAUCCACAAGUUCUCCGGGAGCUACACCUGCAUGAACACUUUCAAAGGGCGCACAUAGAGGUUGCGCCAUGCUCCGGCGCCAAGCCAGAAGCGGCAGCGAC
Messenger RNA from Euleptes europaea (tarantolino), 952 nucleotides. It is a transcript of the gene DHRS3, whose product is annotated as dehydrogenase/reductase 3. The transcript has 6 exons. Bases 1 to 909 code for a protein of 302 amino acids. Gene Ontology annotation, cellular component: lipid droplet. The record is from RefSeq and is a predicted model, not a curated record. NCBI's taxonomy places the organism in Eukaryota, Metazoa, Chordata, Lepidosauria, Squamata, Sphaerodactylidae. Gene Ontology annotation, molecular function: oxidoreductase activity, acting on the CH-OH group of donors, NAD or NADP as acceptor.